Messenger RNA from Drosophila mauritiana, 944 nucleotides. It is a transcript of the gene CIAPIN1, whose product is annotated as anamorsin homolog. Gene Ontology annotation, molecular function: iron-sulfur cluster binding. The transcript is spliced from 3 exons. Lineage: Eukaryota; Metazoa; Arthropoda; Insecta; Diptera; Drosophilidae. The coding region runs from base 85 to 831 and encodes 248 amino acids. Gene Ontology annotation, cellular component: cytoplasm. The record is from RefSeq and is a predicted model, not a curated record. Gene Ontology annotation, biological process: iron-sulfur cluster assembly.
GCACUGCCAUAUCUAACUUGUGAAAUCAAAAAUCGGUUCCGUUCGGUGCUUGAACUUUUGAGAUAUUCUAGAAACACAUCCACAAUGGAGAACUUUAAGGGUCUACAAAAAUCCCUGUACAUAUGGACGGACAGCGCCGACUUGGACAAGCGAGUGGAGCAACUAAAGGCUGCCACCGGCGGCGAUGUGGCUUUGGAAAAUGUGCACCGUCUUUCGUUUUCUUCCUAUGCCAACUCCAGUUUCGACCUGAUUGUGAUCGAGUGCGCCCAGCUGACCGACAGUUACGUAAAACUGCUGCACAUGCUAAAACCCAGUGGCAAACUGCAUUUGGUGUCCUUCAUCGGUCCGGCGGCUAGUUUGCUGCAGGAGAUCAAGUUAUCCGGAUUCAUAAACUGUCGCGAAGACUCUCCAGAUGCUUUAACCGCCGAGAAGCCGGGCUACGAGACAGGAUCCUCAGCCAGGCUGUCCUUCGCAAAAAAGAACGCCAAUGCAGUCAAUGUGUGGAAGAUAAGCGGUGACGAUGAGGAACUAAUAGAUGAGGAGGAGCUGCUGGACGAGGAAGACAAACAGAAGCCGGAUCCGGCUGGUCUGCGUGUCUGUAGCACCACGGGCAAGCGCAAGGCGUGCAAAAACUGCUCCUGCGGCUUGGCCGAGGAAUUGGAGACUGAAAAACAGAGCCAGAAGGCCACCGAGAAUGCUAAGUCCAGCUGUGGAAAUUGUUAUCUGGGCGACGCCUUCCGCUGCUCCACUUGCCCCUAUUUGGGCAUGCCCGCCUUUAAGCCCGGCGAGAAGGUGCAACUGGCCGACAACCUCCUGAAAUCCGACAUUUAACUUACGCUCACCAUGGUACACCCAAUCAAUCACAUUUCAAAUAGUUUAUUAAGCUGACUUACUAACAAACAAUAAUGUCAUAAUGUAAAUACAAAAAUGCACCGCGUCAUAAA